AUGGCUCGGGCUGCUCCAGUGGGGGAUACCACGGAGGCAAUCGACCCUGGGGAUGCGGCCCCGCCGCCUCCCCUGGAGAAGAGCUCUCCAAAAGUAGCGGCUGGCGAGGGUGACCGCUGGAAUCGAGACCGCUGGUCCCAUGCUCUUCCUACUCUUCCGGGCUUCAGAGGCCUCCCACAGAGACUCUUGGAUAGACUCCUUCCUGGAUUGGCUGCUUGGCCUUCUGCAGGCAAGCCGUCCCAGCCUACAGUGCUCAUUCUCUAUAGCACUAAGGCGGCGAUUGCACAAGUCGCUCCUCUCUUCGGUCUCUUCGGGGCCUCAGUCCGCGAACUGGAUAUCUGUAGAGGUGGGAUCUCCCAGGAUGUACUUUCUGAGGAGACCUUUUCUGACCUUUGUGCCCUGGCCCUCUCUGGCGACCUCAUGGCAAUCAUCGGAGGGCCCAAUUGCAGGACUUGGUCAAUUCUGCGACACUUUCCUAGAGCUGGCUGUCCUGGUCCAGUUAGGGGCAGGAAAGGCCAAUCAGCCUGGGGCCUCGAUGACCUUCCGGAGUCGGUGCUCAGGGAUACGGAUAAUGACUCUCUGCUCUUGCUCAGGAUGUUGCUCCUCUACCACCUCUCGUUGGCGUCUGGCCCUCGGCCCCCUGCCUUCCUCCUGGAACACCCGGAGGAUCCCGCCAACCAAGGUACCUCGGAAGCUCAGCAGAAUUGUUCUUCAUGGUGGGCCACGGCCCAGUGUAAAGACUUCGCGGACCUUACACGGAUGAAGAUACACUGCUUUGACCAGUGCAUGCUGGGGCACGGGGCCAGGAAACCCACGGCGGUUCUUAGCAAUCUGGCCCUUGACUGGGAUGGCCUCAGGUGCAGGCAUCCGGACCACCCUGUGUGGUGGUCCAGUUCUGACUUGGCCCGGUGGGGUUGGCAAAUCAAUUUGGAAUUGGCCACUUCCUUGCUAGCCUUCUUCUCCACAUCCGGGGACACGGAUGGAGACCGUUCCAUUGCUUCGGCACUGGCUCCGGUGACGGCUAGUACCUUAAUUGUCCGGCUGGGACACCGUUCUCGCCCCCUCAGGGAUGGUGGCGGUAAACCAUUGUGUGGGAGACUCAAGCCGGAAGACAGGUGCAAAUGCAAGUUGGCCUGGCUUGGCCAGUGGAUCGAGGAGACACUCACCUCGGGGACGGUUGCCACAGGACUCGAUCAGGCGCGGGGCUGCCCCUGGCCAGACCAGUGGGUCGCAGACCUCCGCCAACAACUGGCAUCACGCCUCUCUUCCCGACUCCACCGACCUGUUUCAGCUGAGGUCUCUCCGGGACAACCGUUCGCUUUGGACAUUCUCCAAGCUUUGGUGGAGCUGGCGGAGGACCCGGACCGGGAUUUCCUCCAACACCUACGUGAAGGAGUCCCCCUUGGUGUGGACGGUCCGACGCUGCCGGACCCUAACAUAUGGCCGUCCAAGCAGGAGCUGGGGAAUGCACCGAAAGACUUGGAGCCCCCGGCGCCCACUGCGGCCGACAACUACCCCAGCGCUGAGGUCUUCGAGGACACCAUAGAGAAAACUUUCCUGGAGGAAAAACUCCUCGACAUGGUGGCGGGUCCCCUGUCGGAACAGGUUUUCCUUUGGCUCCUGGUUUUUGUUGAUGAUUUCAUGGCGGUGAUGAAAGAGAGCCUUGGAGAAAUUGGGGCGGCCACCCUCAUGCUCUUCCUUACUUUGCUGGGCUGCCCUAUCUCUUGGCACAAGAAUGCCCUUGGGAAGGUCAACCGUUGGCUUGGGUACAUGGUCAACAUCUCCGAAGGCUCGGUGUGGCUCCCGGAGGAAAAGUUGGCCAUGCUCCGCCCGGCCUUGUUGAAGUUGGAAGCAGGAGAACUCCACACCAGAAAGGAAGUCACCUCCCUACUGGGCAAGUUGCAGUGGGUGGCGAAAGCCUACCCUCAGGUGAGUUCCCACCUCCAGCCACUCUAUGCUUGGGAGCAGAAACUUGAACGGAAAUGCAGACCGGGAGACCUUGUACGUUUUCUGGCAACUCUGCUCAUCUCCAUCUUGGACUCUGGCCCCUGCGUUCCUCUUCGUCUCCAGCACAACACUCCAUGCUACGGGAGCAGUGAUGCCGGUGAGGACGAUGGCCGGGUGGCUAUUGGUGGCUGGUUCUCGCCCUUGCUUAACCCCACCAAGGCGGAGGUCCUGUGGUUCUCCAUGGACGUCCUUACCACUCCAUGGGUGCAGCCCCUCCUGGCGCACACUUCUCCGAAGCGCCGAAUUGGUGCCCUGGAACUCCUGGGCACACUCAUCCUUUUCCUUUUGGCUGCAGAGUCCGUGGGGCCCUGCAUGAUUGAUGCUCAUCUCCCUCUUACUACAGACAAUGAGGGCAACGCCUUUUCUGCCAGCAAGAGAUCUUCGAAGAAGUGGCCUUGCUCGGCGCUUUUAAUGGAGCUCUCCGCACAGGAGUUCCACAAGGGUGUCUUUGCCCAGGUCACCCAUGUCAAGAGGAGUUCUAACACGUGGGCAGAUCAGCUCAUUCACUUUGAUUUCGAAGGAUUCUCCCCCGGAAAUAGGAGGGAAGUUUCCCUUUCAUGGUCUCCAAGUUGGAUGAUCUUGGACAAGCUCCUUGCUUUCAAAUCGGAGCAAUAG
Symbiodinium sp. CCMP2592 is the source of this 2622-nucleotide messenger RNA. NCBI's taxonomy places the organism in Eukaryota, Dinophyceae, Suessiales, Symbiodiniaceae. The record is from the annotation of a GenBank genome assembly.